AUGUUUGGUUGUCAGCCGACGAGUGUACCGCGGCGAGUGUGUGCGACGGAGUGGUUGGUGUGGCGCGCGUUGCAGAAGGUGUUGGUAGCGUGGGACGUGAUGGAGUUGCCGUUGGACACGGAGGUGGCGUUGGCGAAGAUAGGUGACGUGUGGACUUGUUUCGAUCCUAAGUACAAGAAACAACUGUUGGCUACGACGUCGAUACCUGUGGAUAAGCUACGAUGUGGAAACGUUGUGGUUGAGCCGGAAAAGGUAUGUGGGCAAGUUGAGUAUACGCCCCACUAUCCCCAACGAGUCCCGGUCGAGAGCUUUACUACAGACUCACAACAACGUCUACGUUGGUAUGCACUCCAAAGACAAGACUUCGCCACCGAGCUCUUUCGCCUACGCGGGCCAGAACCCCACACCACCGACCGACUGCUCGAAGGCCACUUCACCAACGCCUGCGGCCCAGACGCGAUCCUCCUCCAACUCUGCUUGCAACACAAGACCCGGGCCAGCACGAAGCAGCGACCGGAAGCCAGGGCCAGCACGAAGCAGCGAUCCGAAACCAGGGCCAGCACGAAGCAGCGACCGGAAGCCAGGGCCAGCACGAAGCAGCGAUCCGAAACCAGGACCAGCACGAAGCAGCAACCCGAAGCCAGGACCAGCACGAAGCAGCGACCGGAAGCCCGGGCCUACACGAAGCAGCAACCGAAGCCAGGACUGCCACGGA
This is a messenger RNA of Gregarina niphandrodes, 715 nucleotides long. RefSeq lists its product as hypothetical. The record is from RefSeq and is a predicted model, not a curated record. NCBI's taxonomy places the organism in Eukaryota, Apicomplexa, Conoidasida, Eugregarinorida, Gregarinidae. The annotation marks the transcript as partial. The transcript has a single exon.